UUACAAACACACCUGUUUUGCACACGUCUCAAAAAGACAGGAAACACUUCUCAGUUGAGAGAAAAUUUAGCGUUGGCUGUUGUUGUUCAGCCAUUGUAGCCUAUAGCUGUAUCUGUGUGUCAGAGAUUUCAGAGAAAACGAAACCUAAGCUGCUUUAUGUAUCUGUCUAUCUGUGUCUGUACAGUAAAAUGGCAGAAUCCAGUAUUUCAGUGGCUCGGGAUCAGUUCAGCUGUUCAAUCUGUUUGGAUCUACUGAAGGAUCCAGUGACGAUCCCCUGUGGACACAGUUACUGCAUGAGCUGCAUUACAGACUGCUGGAAUAAAGAUGAUCAGAAGAGAGUUUACAGCUGCCCUCAGUGCAGACAGACCUUCACUCCAAGACCUGCUUUAAACAAGAAUGUGAUGUUUGCUGGAAUGGUGGACAACCUAAAGAAGACAAAAGUCCAAACAGCUCGUCCUGCUCUCAGUUAUGCUGGACCUGGAGAUGUGGAGUGUGACGUCUGCACUGGAAGGAAAUGUAAAGCUGUAAAGUCCUGUCUGAUGUGUUUGAACUCUUACUGUCAAAGUCACCUCGAACAACAUGACAGUUUCUUUAAAGAUAAAAAACACAAUUUGAUUAAUGCCACUGGACGAUUGCAGGAGAUGAUCUGUCCUCAACAUGACAGGCUUCUGGAGGUUUACUGUCGCACUGACCAGCGAUGUAUUUGUAUAAAUUGUUUGAUGGAUGAACACAAAAAUCACCACACUAUUUCAAUUAAAGCAGAGAUGACUGAGAAACAGAAAGCCUUAGGUGACAUUCAAAGAAAAUUCCAGCAGAGAAUCCAGGAAAGAGAGAAGGAGCUUCGGGAGCUGAAAGAGGCUGUGAAGACACAUCAACGCUCUGCACAGGCUGCACUAGAGGUCAGUGAGAGGAUCUUUACUGAACUGAUCCGCUCCAUUAAGAAGAGCCAAUCUGAGGUGACACGGAUGAUCAGAGAUCAGGAAAAAGCACAAGUGAGUCGAGCUGAAGGACUCUUGAAGCGACUGGAGAAGGAGAUUGAUGAUCUGAGGAGGAGAGAAGCUGAGCUGAAGCAGCUUUCACACACUGACAAUCAUAUCCAUUUCCUUCAGAGUUUCCCGUCUCUCUCUGUUCCUCCUGCAUUCACAGAAAGCAUCAAUAUCAGUUCUUUCCUCUCUUAUGAUGAUGUUGAAAAAUCUGUGUCUAUGCUAAGAGAGAAACUUGAGGACCUCUGCAAUGAGGACAUAAAACAGAUAUCUGGUAAAGUGACAUACAUUGAGAUUGUCACCACCACUGAACCCAGGUCCAGAGAUGACUUCUUGCAAUAUUGCCAUCAACUAACCUUGGAUUCGAACACUGCACAUAAAUACCUCCGUCUUUCUGAAGGCAACAGAGUGGCUACUUUUAUUGGGGCUGACCAGCUGUACCCUGUUCAUCCGCACAGAUUUCAUGUUUUUUCUCAGGUGUUGUGUAGAGAGAGUGUGUGUGGACGCUGCUACUGGGAGGUGGAGUGGAGUGGUGGGGUGGGAAUAUCGGUGUCAUAUAAGAGCAUCAGCAGGAAAGGAGAUGGUGAAGAUUGUGUCUUUGGAUUUAAUGAUCAGUCCUGGAGAUUGUCCUGCUCUGACUCCAGGUUUGCGUUCAGACACAAUCAGAAAGAAAUGAAACUCCCUGUAGUCCACAGCUCCUCUAGAAUAGGAGUGUAUGUGGAUCAUAGUGCAGGAAUUCUUGCCUUCUACAGCGUCUCUGACACAAUGACCCUCAUCCACAGAAUCCAGACCGUAUUCACUCAGCCGCUCUAUCCGGGGUUUGGGGUCAAUUUAGGAUCAACAGUGAAACUCUCAUCUUAAGAGAUUCAUAUUACAGAUCAUGAUAAAAGGGAUGGGUAUUUGUAGUUAGCAGUGUCCUCUCUCCAGUGACAGUCCUGUAUAGUUAAAUCCGGACACUGAUUUACCACAAAAUGUACAGGUAAAUCUGUGUCUGAUGCCAAUUAAUCAAUAAAUAAAAACUGGCCACGGAUCUAUUGAAGGAUCCAGGGACCGUCCCCUGUGAACACUGUACUUUUUCACUGUACUAAAAAAGAGUUGUUCAUUAUUGUUAUUAUUAUUAUUAAUGAAUUAUAAAUGGAUUACUUUGCUGCUAAUAUCCACAACUACAGUAUGUACUUCAAAUCACUGAACUAACUGAAUUAUUUUUUUAAUAUCUGCAUCUAACUCAGAUGUCUUUAGAAUUAUAUAAAAAUAUAAAUUAAAAUAAAUAAAAUUUAACUACUGAUGAAAAUACACCUUGAAAAUAUUACAGUAUUUUACAGAAUGCUUUGACGAGAUAAACGACUCUUGCGAAAUUACUUUGAUACCAAGGACAUUGUUUUUAAUAAAUUUCAUCGACUGGGUUGGCCAAUCAGAAACUAGCACCAAAAUGUUGCAUAAUUACACAAUAAAGUUCAAACGUUUA
This is a messenger RNA of Pimephales promelas (fathead minnow), 2448 nucleotides long. RefSeq names its product E3 ubiquitin-protein ligase TRIM16. NCBI's taxonomy places the organism in Eukaryota, Metazoa, Chordata, Actinopteri, Cypriniformes, Leuciscidae. The record is from RefSeq and is a predicted model, not a curated record. Gene Ontology annotation, molecular function: zinc ion binding; protein binding.